AUGGCCCCUAUACAUAAGAGUUACCCGACUCCGGCUAACCUGUCGGUGAAACUGCUGUUGAUACAAAUCAUUGGUUCUCUUCCUGACACCCGGAUUUGGAUGUCUCUCGCAGUGCUUUUACAAGGGCCCCCACGCAUGGUCCGCCCGAACUCCAGGUCUGCGCAGCGGGUAGAGCGACAAGCCAGCAAUGAGUCUAAAAUAUCUCUGUGA
Molecule: messenger RNA, 210 nt
Organism: Sclerotinia sclerotiorum 1980 UF-70
Lineage: Eukaryota; Fungi; Ascomycota; Leotiomycetes; Helotiales; Sclerotiniaceae
Exons: 2
Coding region: 1-210 (69 amino acids)
Source: RefSeq, a predicted model, not a curated record